Molecule: messenger RNA, 2487 nt
Organism: Ogataea haglerorum
Lineage: Eukaryota; Fungi; Ascomycota; Pichiomycetes; Pichiales; Pichiaceae
Exons: 1
Coding region: 1-2487 (828 amino acids)
Source: RefSeq, a predicted model, not a curated record
AUGAGUCUUGUUGCUAAGCUGGCGGACAAGUCAGCCACAGAGCUGUUCGAGGAGUUUUCGAUCCAGCAGCUCCAGCAGCUGAAAGGCCAACUUGCCGCUGAUGUCCAUAGUAAGAAGUUGGAACUUCGAACUCUGGUGGGGGACAAUUACAGAGAUCUUUUGAAAGUGGCAGACGACAUUAUCCGGAUGAACGAUCUUGCAGACCAGCAAACCUCGCGUUUAUCUGACUUGACAUACAGAAGGGCGAAGUACGAUGAUAAGAGUUUGCGAAACUUUAACAAGUUCUCUUCUGCCCUCCGGGCCAAUGAUCUGGAAAAAACCAAGUUCCGAAAUCGACAAGUACUGUUGCGGAAUAUUGUCGACCACCUGGAUUUUGGUCUCCAAGUUCUACGAGAAGAGGUCGAGGAGAUGCAAGCAGAAACGCGUAUUUACGAGCAUGACGAUGGUGAAAAUUCGCGCGAGUCUCUUUCGCUGCAGUUCGUCCAACUAGCCAAGCAGUUUUAUCUGACUGAGAGGUUUUUUGGGGACGAGAUGAAGGCGGCAUCGUUCGUGGUGCAGAAGUUUGGCAAAAUGAAGGAGGACUUUUUGCAGGAAUUGCGAACAGAGACGGCAAACUGCACCGGUGAUAGUGACUACGAAUUUGCUCUGCAGUUGCUGGUGUCGUACAUUUUCGUCGCACAAAGCCAGAUCCUCGAGGCUCUUGAAUGGUAUCUCAAUGUGCGCUAUGACAAAGUGAAACAAUUUGAACUGAAGCAUGAGUUACACAAUUGUCUGAACUAUAUUUACAACACGCUCAGUUACCUCACGGUGUUCUGCUCGAAGCUUCCUACAUCCCUGAUGCGCCAAGUACACAGCUCAGCAAACUCAAAUUGGGUCGCCAACACAGGAUUCAGGAAAUAUUCGCGCUGGCUUGAUAUACCCGCAAAUUACAAGGUGGACUUCCCUCUUUCGUUGCAUGAGCUGAAAAAUGUUUCGGAAAAGGAAGUGGACAGGAUCGGUGAAAAAUGGAAAAUCGACGUGGGUGCUUAUCUCAACCGACAAAUUAGCACUGACUUUCUUCAGUCGGAGGAUCUCGAAGUACUUUCUUCCUCGCUCAGCAAAGUGCUUCAUUCAUUCAAGCGAUUUACUUCAUUGGUGGCCAUCAAGUACGAAGAUUCGAGACUCGUGGAUAACCUACUCUCUGCGUGGAAGUCGAUCUUCUUUAAAUAUUUGGAGAACAGUGUUGGGAAGUUCCAGAGCAUUUCGAGUUUGAUCUUGCAAACUUAUAAUAGCACUGAGGUUUUGCAAUCGACUCGCACUUCGUCUGGAUUGAACCUGUUCCAGUACACCGAUCUCACCGACAUUGAUCUCUAUCUCUCCCAAAUCUCAAAUCCAUCUUUGUACGCGAUUGAUGCCGUUGUGACGCAGCUUGGACAGUUCAAGCUGACUCUUGUAAUGGUGCUGGACUCGCUUCAAGGUUUGUCCAAAUUGUCAUCUUUUUUGACAAAACAAGUGUUGUCCAUCGACGAUUGCGAGGAUGAUGAGUAUUGGAAAAAGACGGCCACCUAUAUCGACGGCUUAGUCGAUGAAGGUAUCUGCUUUGUGAUAGAUCAGCUCAACAAACUUAUCACCGACUUCUUGAAGGAAUUCGGAAAACUAGUUGAUUCGGGAGAGUCUAGACCACUUAAGCAUUUCUACACCAUUCGAGUUUUAUAUCAGCUGAGGGAAAACAUCGACAUCAACACGAUUUACGAACAGUUCAAGCGCAUCUCUGUUUCUGCACAGAACUUCCAGACUUUGGAUUUGUCCCGAAUGGUCGAUGAGCUGCUACGAAAAAUAUUCAAACCCCUGGUGGAGAACAUUGCCUCGCCGUUCAAAUACGAGAUGAAACAGAUGAUACAGAACAGACCUGCUGAGGAGUAUGCCGAGGUUGCUCUCUGGACAUCCAAUGAUUCUGGCAUUCCAGUCCCGAACGCGCCUUCCUUUGAAUUGGAAAACCUCCUUUACAGAUUGAGCUGUAGUCUCACUAAUGUUGCUGAAAAUCCAAGCGAGGAUUUCAGCGAUGUUUAUUUCAGUGACACUUUUGCAGAAGCCAAAGUGGCGCUCGUGGACGACCUGAUCGACUGUCUUGAAACUGAAGAACAAAAGCAUGAUAACAACAUAGACCAGAAAGAACGGCCAGAAGAGCAGGAUCUCCCUGAAGACGGCAUGGAGUCAGCUACAGAAAGGUCUGUGAAUCUAAAUGCUCAGCAAAAGCAAUCUAUCGACUCUAAAACUAUAGCACUGCUGACUUUUGCAGACCUUGUGUUUCUGAAUUGCUUCAAAACGAUUCCACUUUCGGAGACCGCGCUGCUAGAUCAAGUGCAAAACGGCGGGUCGAAAAGACAAGUUGACAAACUAGCAGAGAUCAACCCCUAUCUUGCUGAGCAAGCAUGCAUUCAGAACAUCUGCAAGAGUGUCCUGGAUCACUUCAAAGGAUGCAUGUUGAUGUUCGGUCCGUUGUACUGA